This is a messenger RNA of Rhipicephalus sanguineus (brown dog tick), 1365 nucleotides long. It is a transcript of the gene RnpS1, whose product is annotated as RNA-binding protein with serine-rich domain 1-B. The transcript has 8 exons. The record is from RefSeq and is a predicted model, not a curated record. Gene Ontology annotation, molecular function: RNA binding. Gene Ontology annotation, biological process: mRNA splicing, via spliceosome. NCBI's taxonomy places the organism in Eukaryota, Metazoa, Arthropoda, Arachnida, Ixodida, Ixodidae. Bases 214 to 1116 code for a protein of 300 amino acids. Gene Ontology annotation, cellular component: cytoplasm; ASAP complex; nucleoplasm.
AUCUUACCAGCAGAGGUUUGACGUGGAAGUCGGGAAUAGUAAAGCUGACGAUUGUCAACCGAGCCGGCGUCGUCGACUUGGCUCCGCUAAGCCUAGGCUGCUUGACUUGCUUCGAUAUCGUAACGUGACUGCAAUCUUUCUGACACUCUUUUUGCGCUGUAUUUUCAGACUGAACUCACAACCGAUUCUUCGACGCCUCAGGCCACAGCGAUCAUGGCCGCGAGCCCCAAGCGCGUCCGAUCGGCGGAUGCCAAGAAAGAGCGUAGCCGUGAACGCACGAAGAAGAGCAGAACGGCAUCCACAAGCAGCUCGCGUUCGAGCAGCGCUGCCAGCAGUGGCAGUAGCUCAAGCGGAAGCAGUUCCAGCGGAAGCAGCUCCAGUGGAUCGUCCCGCUCGUCGUCGUCAUCAUCUUCGUCCUCGUCCCGCUCCACGUCCGUGUCACCGAGGAGGCGCCGGAACCGCGUGUCCAGGCCUUCAAAGCCAGCCCCCUCUUCUGCACCCACGUCCGCAAGCGGAGCCCGCGGAGGUGGAGGUGACGCCGGCAGCGGCAGCAAGACCACCAACGCGACCAGUUCAAGCAGCAGCCGGCGCAAGCGGACCCCUACACCGCCCCGGCCGUGCAAGAUUCACGUGGGCCGACUGACGCGCAACGUCACUCGUGACCACCUGCUGGAGAUCUUUGGAUGCUAUGGUGCAGUGAAGAGCGUCGAGCUCCCACCGGACCGCACCCACAGCCACCUUUCGCGCGGCUUUGCCUACAUCGAGUUUGAGAACCCCGCCGAUGCUGAGAGGGCCAUGCGUCACAUGGAUGGAGGUCAGAUCGAUGGCCAAGAGGUAACGGCGGCAUCGGUCCUGCUGCCGCGACCUGUGCCUCCACGGCGGCCCAGCCCGCCCAUGCCCCCGAGACGACCCCCUGCACCGCCCCCGCAUUGGCGGAGGUCACCCCCGCCAAGGUCACGUCCGCGAAGGUCACCUCCACCCAGAGGGCGUUCAGGCCGAAGUCCUCCGUCAAACCGGCACCGCUCGCCAAGACCAUCGCGUCGAUCACGGUCUCCGGUUGGCACGGGCGGAGGACCCAGGCGCCACGCACGUUCAAGCUCGAGCUCCUCACGUUGACCGUCACAUCCGUCUCAUCGAAAGUCCUGAUACACUGGCACCAUCUGUAAUCAUGACUACCACCUGCCAUCAUUUUCACUGCAUGCUCGGCACUUGCGGUGCUUCUAGAGUACAGAGCUCAACACGCUUGUCUAGAAUGGUCGAGUGGCACAUUUUAUACUGCACGGGUGAUGUCUGUUGACGACGCCUGGUUUGAAAUAGCCUACAUGUAAUCACUCAUCAUUCGCAGCUGAGUAAGCAUAAAUUUGG